CAUUUGUUUGAUUUUUAUUUUUUGAAAACUAAACAUGUAAAUACUAAUACUUUAAAAAUUGGGAUGGAACUUUUUGAUGUCUGUUACCAGUAUCCUUAUUUUAACUGUGUCACAAAGGGCAAAUUGUGCCCAUCAGGCCAAGAAACUACUCCUACAUAUUACACAAGAGAACUUAAAAAUAAUCUAAGAGAAAUUGGACAGUGGCAUUUGCAAAAUCAAGCAGCAUGAUACAAAAAUUUGAGAUCUAUCUGUGUAAGUCAGUAGGAUGAUUUUAUUCAAAGAGAAAAAAAUCUCCACUAUCUCUCAGAUUGGCAAAAUCAGUUUCCUUUGUCAUAAAAUUGCUUAAAAUUCCAAAAGGUAACAUUGAUACAUCAGUGACUUGUUCAGAUGGCUAUCCCCUACCUUACCUAAGCCAAUUAACAUCACUAGAAAUUUUGUUCAUAUUGAUUUGCCUUUCUUAAAGUAUAAGCAGGAAGAAUUCCUCACUGUCUCAAAACCUGCUAUUUUUUUCCUCAAUUAUUUUUUGACUUCCUGGCUUUUAAGUAGAUGGAAUAAUAUUUAAUGCUCACACAACUGGGGCAUCUGAAAAUGAAGGGAAGUCCAUCUUCCUUAGCCACUCUGUCCUGGUGGAUGACUCCAGGUUCCAGUGCCAAAACACAUCAGGAGAAAAACUUUGUCUCAGAAGUAUCUUAUUGUGUGUUAAAAUGGCAAAAAUAUCAAACUGAGGUGGGUAUUUGUUUUUUAGAAUGCAACAUAAUUACAAAAUGUACUAAAUUAAUUUCCCAAAAUAGUCUAAUAAGCGCUCUCAGAAAUUCCAGUGAUGCAGUGGUUAUUUGCAUUUUCCUGAUUUUAUUCUAUUUUUUCCUCAGAGGGAGACCUAUGUCCAAAGGGAACAAGCCCUAUCAAUUGAGUGUCAUAGCAAUCAGGCAGAAGCUUCAACAUAUCAAAAUGCCAGAAAUCAGACAACAGAGAGAGAAGAUGAACGUUUAAAUAAUAGAAAACUCUUCAGUAGCACUGAAGUUUAGUAUAGAAAGAAAAAGGGAGGUGAGAAGAAACUAAAUAGUUAAUCAGGAAAUAAUUUAUGAAGAAUUUUAUAAUGCCUUCCAUCCCUUGUACUAAGUAAUUAAAGUUUUAAGUAUAAAAUACAGGCUAUUUUUACAUUUUGGACAGACUGGCUCUGCUGCAGUGUGGAAAUUUGUCUUGGAUGGGAGCCAGAGCAACAGACAGAGAUCAUUCAUUCAUCCUGUUGUUUCAGUUAGCAAAAGAGAAAUAUUGCAUCCUGGUCACUCUCCAGAAAUCUGCCCAUGUCACAGACAGGUGGACGGACAGCACUCUGACUCACCCUGUGCAGGCAAGCAAGGAGCUUACUGUCCCAGCCGCAUCAGAGGAAGAUAGAAGACAAGCACCAGUUCACCUGCCAUGGAUUGUGACCAGAUCCACGUUGAUUACGUCUCAUCAGAUGACAAUGGGCAAGAUUUAAGCACCUACAACUUCUCCACCAACGGCUUCCACAGUGCAGCCCCGGGGGGCCGGCCUGUGCCUGGGCACUGGGGUGUAUGGCGGUGUGGACUGGAUGGACAACGUGGGCGGAUUGAUAGGGGCUUCCAAAAGAGAGACCUGGCUACAGCUCCGAGCGGAGCUGGAGGCGCUGACAGACCUCUGGCUCAUGCACUCCCUGAAGGCGCUAAAACUCAUCAACUCCUGGCCCAACUGUGUCAACGUGCUGGUCACCACCACCCAACUGAUCCCUCCCUGGCCAAAGUCCUGCUGUACCGACUAGGCUCCAUGUUCCUCAUCAAGAACACAGAUCGGCAGCCUGCUCCUCCUGGCCAUCGCUGGCUAGUCCAUUCCCAUUUGCAAAUCGCAGAAGCAUCCUGAGUAAUUUCCUUCUGCAAAUCCCCCUUGUGCCUCUGGCUGCACCCGUGGUAGCCCUGGACUGUUUCUGGGCUCUGCGGGGAUCCCAGAGGCACUCGGCAGGGGCUGGCCGGCAGGGCUAAUGCACGUGUGUGCUUUUUAUUGAAUGCUCUGCCUAUGCGUGUUCCAGGAGUACUUCCCAGUUAAUAAA
Messenger RNA from Marmota monax (woodchuck), 2065 nucleotides. Its product is annotated as eyes absent homolog 2-like. Gene Ontology annotation, molecular function: protein tyrosine phosphatase activity. The coding region runs from base 1420 to 1878 and encodes 152 amino acids. The record is from RefSeq and is a predicted model, not a curated record. The transcript has 6 exons. Gene Ontology annotation, cellular component: nucleus. Lineage: Eukaryota; Metazoa; Chordata; Mammalia; Rodentia; Sciuridae. Gene Ontology annotation, biological process: anatomical structure development; positive regulation of DNA repair; negative regulation of extrinsic apoptotic signaling pathway in absence of ligand.